AUGGAUCAAAGAAAAGUAAAUUUUACUGUGACUGAGUUUGUAUUUCUGGGGCUGUCAUCUGAUCCCAAGACACAGCUGGUUCUCUUUUUUGUUUUCUUGCUUUUCUAUAUAUUGUCAGUGGUGGGCAAUGUCAUCAUCAUCACUAUUAUCCAGAUAGAACCUCGCCUGCAGACCCCCAUGUACUUCUUCCUCACGAACCUGUCCUUUUUGGACAUCUGCUACACAUCUACCAAUGUCCCACAGAUGCUUUCCAACAUGGUGGGGAGUAAGAAGACUAUCCCGUUUGCCAGCUGUGCUACUCAGAUGUACUUCUCGCUCUCCUUUGGAAUGAUUGAAUGUGUUCUUCUUGGGGUCAUGGCUUAUGACAGAUAUGUAGCCAUUUGUCACCCUCUUCAUUACACUGUUAUUAUGGACCAAAACACCUGUGUCCAACUGGCAGCCAUUUCUUGGUCCAGCAGUUUCCUGAGCUCCAUGGUUAUCAACAUUCUCACCUUGAGUUUGCCCUAUUGUGGACCAAAUGUCCUGAAUCACUUUUUCUGUGAGGUUCCCUCAGUUCUGAGGCUGGCUUGUACUGACACCUCACUCACUGAGCUAGUGGUGUUUGUAUUCAGCAUCAUCAUCGUCUUCAUUCCUUUCCUCCUUAUUAUUGUUUCCUACGCCCGGGUCCUUUGUUCUGUUCUCAGGAUGAGGUCAUCCUCAGGGAGGCAUAAGGCUCUGUCCACCUGUGCCUCCCAUCUGACAGUUGUGACCUUAUUCUAUGGAACUGCCAUCUUUAUGUACAUGAGACCCCAGUCAAAAUCCUCCAGGGCUGGUGGUAAGGUCAUUGCAGUGUUCUACACUGUAGUGACACCUAUGCUCAAUCCAUUAAUCUACAGUUUAAGGAACCAGGAUGUUAAAGGGUCUCUGAGGAGAGCUAUGACAAAACAGAACACAUAA
Molecule: messenger RNA, 936 nt
Organism: Acomys russatus (golden spiny mouse)
Lineage: Eukaryota; Metazoa; Chordata; Mammalia; Rodentia; Muridae
Product: putative olfactory receptor 2B8
Exons: 1
Coding region: 1-936 (311 amino acids)
Biological process (GO): G protein-coupled receptor signaling pathway
Cellular component (GO): membrane
Molecular function (GO): olfactory receptor activity; G protein-coupled receptor activity
Source: RefSeq, a predicted model, not a curated record